CCUCUUACCCAUCCACACACACCAUGUCGGGCGCACUGUGGGUGGACAAGUACCGCCCGAAGACCCUAGACAAGAUGGACUACCACAAGAAGCUGUGUAACCGCCUGGCAGCCAUGGCCGGACAUGGUGACUUUCCACACAUGCUGUUCUACGGUCCGUCGGGCUCGGGGAAGAAGACGAGGAUUAUGGCUCUGCUACGCGAGGUCUAUGGUCCGGGAGUGAGCAAGCUCAAGGUGGAAAGCCGCGAGUUCACCAACCCGGCAUCGACAUCGUCGGCCAAGGCCGAGAUCACCCUCAUUUCUUCGCCGUAUCACAUCGAGGUCAAUCCGUCCGAUGCCGGGAACAAGGACACCAUUGUGCUACAGGCGCUGCUUUCGGAAAUGGCUCAGACUCGCUCGCUCGUCGGUGCAGGCGGUAUGCUCGCAUCGAGCGAGGCCGCGCCGGCUGGACCGUCGUCGACUGCGUCGACGGCCGUGCCGAUGGAGACUGGCGAGCCGGCUGCGAGCUCGGCACCGUCGUUCCGCGUGGUUGUCAUUGCCGAAGCACACCGGCUCUCGCGGCAGGCCCAGAACGCGCUACGGCGGACCAUGGAGACGUCGGCCAAGACCUGCCGGCUCAUUCUCACCGCCACCUCGACAACCGGGCUCAUCGACGCCCUCAAGUCGCGGACCAUCCCCAUCAAGAUUGCCGCGCCUUCGGUCGACGACGCCACCGCCAUUCUCAGGCAUGUUGCCGCCAAGGAGGGUCUUCCGCUCGACGACGCUCUCGCCGAGCGCAUCGUGAUCGAGUGCAAGCGCAACCUCCGCCGCUCGCUCCUCCUCCUCGAGGCCAACUCUGUAGCCCAGAACGCCUUGCCCAAGCCCGACUACGAGAUCCUCAUCCACAACAUGGCCACCUCUAUCCUGGCCUCGCAGACUCCGGCCCAGCUCAAGGCUGUUCGUGCUAACCUCUACGACCUUCUUGUCCACCAGAUCCCACCCGAUGUCAUCAUGCGCACCCUCGUCGCCGAGCUGGAGGACAAGCUCGACACCGAGAUCCGCCACGCCGUCGUCUUUGACUCGGCCAUCUACAACCACCGACUCGUCCUCGGCUCGAAGCCCAUCUUCCACCUCGAAGCCUUUGUCGCCUCCUUCAUGUUCCGCUACAAGCAGUACCUCAUGUCCAUCAGCUGAUUAAAGCCAUCACUGCCGCA
This is a messenger RNA of Thecamonas trahens ATCC 50062, 1192 nucleotides long. RefSeq lists its product as uncharacterized. Gene Ontology annotation, biological process: DNA repair; DNA-templated DNA replication. Gene Ontology annotation, cellular component: nucleus; DNA replication factor C complex. Bases 24 to 1172 code for a protein of 382 amino acids. The record is from RefSeq and is a predicted model, not a curated record. Gene Ontology annotation, molecular function: DNA clamp loader activity; DNA binding. The transcript is spliced from 2 exons. NCBI's taxonomy places the organism in Eukaryota, Apusomonadida, Apusomonadidae.